ACCACCAGACUUUUGCGUGGUUACGUAAUAAUUAAUUGAUCCCACAAAACUAAUAUCAAUCCACGCACUGUAUUUUCCCACAAGUGCACGAUUUAUCACUUUUUUUCAAGAAUUGUUGGCACAUGUAAUCGAAAUAAACGCACGUUUUGUAUGAAUUCGUAAUGAAACAAUGGAUGUGAACUGCUGCUGUUGUGAAUAAUAUGUAGCGGACUAAGUUUUUGGUGGCGCACUUCUACCGACUGCCAACUGUAUAAUCAAAACUGCAUUGACAUUCUCAAGACCGCUACAGCUACUGAGCUAGUCUAAACUUCACAAACCGGAUGUCGUCUUGGAAUAGAAUUAUUAGAAAGCUUUGACGAACGCUUGAGGAUUUCAUAACUUUUGGAUUAGGACUAGGAGAAGAGGCGUAUACGUUUUGCUUGAUCGCGGUAGCUAGCCUCGACAUGGGGAAAAGAAACAGCAAGUUGAGGCAGGAAACUUUGACGGAUCUUCUGGAAAAAACUCAUUUUAAUGAAAAGGAAAUUCUACAGUGGCACAAAGGAUUCUUGAAGGACUGUCCCAAUGGUUACCUGAAUCAAGAGGAAUUCUCCAAAAUAUACCAGCAGUAUUUCCCCACUGGAGACGCCACCAAAUUUUCCUCUUUUGUAUUCAAUGUCUUUGAUGAAAACAGUGACGGGGCAAUAGAAUUUGCAGAGUUCAUCAGAGCAUUAUCAGUCACAUCAAGGGGCAACAUUGACGAGAAACUAGACUGGGCGUUUCGGCUGUAUGAUCUGGACCAUGAUGGCUUCAUUACACGUGAGGAGAUGUUAAACAUUGUAGAUGCUAUCUAUCAGAUGGUAGGCAAUAUGGUCAGUCUACCAGAGGAGGAGAAUACGCCACAGAAGAGGGUGGAUAGAAUAUUUGCCCUCAUGGAUAAGAACAAGGAUGAUAAAUUGACAAAGGAGGAGUUUCAGAAUGGAUCUAAGGAGGACCCAACCAUUGUGCAAGCAUUGUCACUCUAUGAUGGCCUGGUAUGAGAGGCUAAAGAGAUUCUUGAUGAGCAGGAGCUGCAAUACUUAAGUGAGCACAAAUUCUAAGAUGUUAUUGUUCAGAGGUGCAAUGUCCAUCCACAUGUGGAUGUUCAUGGUCUUAACUUGUGUUGGAAUACAGCGUUUUCAAAGUCAGAGUUAAUGUUAUCUCAGGCAAGGGAAUACUUACACAUGUAGUAACUUAUUUUGUUUCUCAAGUAUUUUUUUAAUCUUGUUCAAACGAUUCUUUGGAGGUUCUGUUGGCUUAAGAUUUUCUGAAAUUCCAAUAUGGACAUUUGGCUUCUGAAUGGAAAAUGACCAGUACUAAAAAUGAAUUGAAAGUCCACUUCUGAUGCAGGUGGAGUAGCCCAAGGAGUAAUAACAUUAGACAGUCUUCACCAUUUAUACAUGCAUGGAUCCAGAUGGGGACAGACAGAAACCAUUUCCAUCACUUUCUACAUGUCUUCCUCCAACAAAGUGGAAACAAUUUCCAUUUAUAUAUUGUAGAGCCUUUUUUUUUAAAUAACAGAAUCCAGCGUCAUCAUGACAGAAUGCAUGACAUAAUUCUCACCUGGUUCCUAUAGACAGAAUUUUCAUGAUGAUGUCAUAAUCACUGCGUCUUCAGUAGCUGUGCAGUGAGAGACGUUUUGUUUACAUUGAGUGUGCGGGAACGGUCAGAAUGCCAUUCAAAACGUGACGUCAUCAUGAACUUCUUUUUUAUACUGCAACAGUAUUGCAGUGUGGUUCUUUUGAGAGUUCCUGAGCACAGUGUACUGCAACUACAAUCAGUACCAAGCCUAUGAUGACUGAGUACUUAAUUUAAGUGUGUUGAUCAUUCAAAAUGAAUGAAGACUGACUAGGGUCCAAGUCCUUUUGCAAAUACCGUGUAGAUUCGAAGGCUAGUGUCCAGAGCUAUGGUUAUGUCGGUUGUGGUCGUUCAUGCUGCACUAGUUAUAUGUCAGUAUUCUUGGGAGCCUUUGAAAAGGACUCCCCUACAGCACUGUAAUGUCACAUACAUGUAGUAAACAUUGUCAUGUCAUAGCAUCUCAGGUUUAUUGACAGGAGGCUUGAUGUUUGAAUCAGAAUGAGUAUUGUAAGGGGUACAACAAUAUUGCAAGAGUUAUCUGGGCCCAGGUUUUCUGGCUCUGUGCACAAUAAGUGAAGAAGCUGCACUAUUACAUUUGUAAACCAUUGCAUUAAAAUUAAGUCCUGUUGAUAAGCAAAUUUCCUGGGUAAGCAUGGAGUUUGGACCUCGCAUCAUGCAAAAGGAAUUCUGUGCUUACAGAGUUAGUGCAGAGGUUCUGUGUUAGCACUGUAAGCACAAAAUGGUGAUUAUAAGUGCAGAAUUCUGUAGUAAGCAGAGCCAUAUAACAUGGGACCCUGAGCUCCUGAUGAAGUAGCCCUUUGGAUAUGACUUGGUGGGCAAACUAAUCUUUAAUGAUUUGUUUCCUGUGAAUAGAGCCUUUGCACUGCAUCUUUGAUGUGUAAUAUAUGCUACAGGGAUACGCAUGAGUAGACACAAAACACACCUCCAAGAUGGCUGCUGAAUGCACUCUAUCUAUACAUGCCAACUUGCUUAGUCACAUACCAGUGUUGUAGUCGAGUUCUUUGUUCCGAGUACCAAGAACUGCCGAAUUGCUCAAAACGGUACUCGAGUGGUACUUGAGUGUGAGUACGGUGUACGAGUACUACAACACACUCACAUACUCCAUCAGCCAUGAACCCUGUCACAAUUAUGAUUGUGCUUGACAUCGGUACAUCAGUUUGUUGGCCACUCGAGAAUAUCUUUUCUAACCACUGCCUCCGGCUGAAUCUGAUGUAAAAAAAACACCAAAUUCACAGAUAGUAAAAGUACAAUCUGUGUUAAGCUGGAAACUUGGCAUGUAUGCUAUAGUUGAACUAUUAUGUUUUUACAGAGGUUUUUUGGGGGUUUUUUUGUGGCCGUCUCAUCAGUACAUGUAUUUGUAUAUACAUGUAUACACAUUAAAAAUAUACAAUAUUUUUAAUGAACAUGAUUGGGCAGAAUGAGAUCUUGUGUAUGUAUUUAUGUCAACACCUUACAUCUGUGCUAGUCCUAUAUAACUAGACAUCUGUUAAAAAGGAAUCAGACUGAAGAAAAGGUGACUGUAAAGGGAUCAUUCUAUCAAUUUGGGGUCCAGUUUUUGUGUCCCUGUUACAUCUGAUGUAUACGAUUUUGUAAUUCAGGACACAUAUUUAAUGCCUUGUAUCUCCAAGAGUGAUUAACUGUAAAGCAAAGUCAAACAAAUACAAAAAUAGUAUGAAGUUAAUUUUAACGAUACUCGAAUGGCAAAUUACACAGGUCAGUUGUAACAGGGGCACAAAAAAUAGCACCCUUUUGGACCCCAAAUUCAUGGAAUGACCCAAGUACAUGUGUCCUGAUAGCACUGUUUUCUUUUCAGCAGAGUAAGCCAGGAUAAUUAAACUUUGUACCUCUCAUAAAACUAUAUUAUAUAUUAUUAAGAACCUAUGUGACAUGUUGAUGAGGCAUGAGUGGGGUGCCACCUCAGUAUUCAUCAUCUUAGUCAUGUCACUGGUGUAGUGUGUAAUGUGACCUCAUUGUUGACAUAUUGAGUUUGGUUGAAUCAACAGUAAUGGUAUUUUAAGGUUUACCUAUGUCUGUACAUUUACAUAGAUCUUGAAUAUUUAAAAUCAUGCAAUUUUGAGUGAUACUGGAUUGUUUAUCUUUCUGGAAGGUUAUUAUUUGUGGCAAGACUAAUUAUCUGCAAUAAGUGUACAUAAAGAGGCGUAUAAGAAGACAUUGAAGUGUAUUGAUAAUGUAAACUUUAACUAAGUAUCCAAAUAAUGAUUGAGAAGUUAGAAACCAAAGUGAUUAAAUGUUUGUAUAACUAAUUCAAUUUUAUGCUAUUAAAUCAAUCCUAAACUUCACAUUUUAUUGCAACUUUUAAUACAAGUAUUGAGGGUGGUGAGCAGUCGUUCCUUGACAUGAGAUAAAUGCAGACACCUACAUGUACAAUGUACGUGAAUCUCUAGUACUACGUGUGUGUUCAUAUGCCCAGUAGUUUGACUAUAAUGGUGGUGGCCAUCACAAAUAUCUUGUGCAGAUGAAUUUAGGCUUCGUAAUAUCAUACUGGAGCUGGCACCAAUCUGCAUUGUUUACACACAGUACCAGUGAUAUGUAAAUGUACACACACAAUAUAUACAUUAGAAACUCUUGUUAGAAAAAAAGAAAAUUUUUAUCCACAGAGAAAAUUCCAUCUUUUGUGCUCAAAGCAUUAUGUAUGAAAAUGCCAGUUCCUUGUCAACAAAAUUCAAAAUAGGCCUAUUGUUUGGCAAUGUCCUCAAAUUGCCAGUGUCAUCUUUUAGCCAUGAUUCACUGCCGUUGCUUUGUCCUUCCAUCAUUAGCUUGUCUGUACUGUCAAUUGCUUAAAUCAGCCAAUGCUAGAGGAUGUCAAUCUUGUAGCACCUACGUGUACAUGUACUGUCACAAAGCGCAGGACAACUUGUGCAUGUGAUGUGAAAUAACAUCUUUACACCAUGACUUCAAUGAGCUCAUAAGUUCCUGUACUGCCCCAAACUGCCCCGAUUGUUGCUCCCUAUACUGCCCCAAAACUGCUCUGCAUGUUACUCCCUAUACUGCCCCAAAGUGCCCUGCUCAUUACUCCCUAUACUGCCCCAAAGUGCCCUGCUCAUUACUCCCUAUACUGCCCCAGACUGCCCUGCUUGUUACUCCCUAUACUGCCCCAAACUGCUCAAACAUUUUAUGGCUUCAUCAAGGAAUAAAUACAAUGUAAUGCAAUGUAGUACAAGUGCUCAUGGGUUCAACAUGUUACAUGUAUAUAUACUGGGUAAUUUCAGUGAGCUAGAAAUGACCAGUUAAGGUCAAGUUAGACAUACAGUUCAAUUCAGAGAAGUUAUAUAUUUUAUAUAAAAUAUUACCAAUUUCUCCAUUAUGUCAGCAAAAUAACCUGUAAUUGUGAUUGUUCACCGUUGAUUAAAUCUGAAUAUUGCCAGGUGUAGAUUAUUUGAAUCUAAUCAUGGGAAAUUUGUGAAGUUUUGAAAAUACUGAGAUGUAAUUGUUGGAGUUUUGCACUGUUUAUCAUUGUCUAUAAUCUACAGGCUAUCUUAUUCAGGUCAUGUAUUAUGUGCGACACAAACAAUCUCUGCAUAGCCAUCCCAGUGCAGAUACUCUGCACAUCGUACAGAAUUUGACAAUGUUAUUUGUAGACAGCAUCAGAGUUCAUAGCAUUUUCUAUGAGGAACAUGUAUUUUGCUACUUUAUUAAUAUACCUACAUUUAUCAGGAGUGCAGGUUUCUCUUGGAUGAGCUGUUUCCUCAUUUUACACUUAGAAAAGCACUACAGAGUCUUGUAAAGCUUGAAAUUUCCUCUUUUUCAGUGGUACUUCCCAGUUACAUGCCUGAUUUAUUGUAAUGUGUCUAUGCUUCAAAUUGAUUGUUUGUCUUUGUAUACAAUAUAGACUGUAUCAAGGGUUAUUUUUCCUCAUUUAUGUUUCAUCACAUCAAGAAUGUAAGUACCCUUUACAACAUUUCUUGUCAGUACUUGAAGAAUAAAGAUGUGUUGUCUAAAGGUUAUUGAUUUUGUUUUCACUUAAGUUUUACCUGUAUAAAGAACUGAACAUAUUAAUAGUGCUAGUAAGAAAGUUAAUGUUUAUACAGGGUGAUUAAUUAUUUGAAUUUUGUGAAUAUUUUUGUAUUGUUUUCCUCCAAAGUGAAUUGCAAUAGUUAAAGGAAUGUAUUAUAGACAGAUAUUUCUUGGCAGUAUAUACAGUAUUUACACGUACUUGGAGUAUGAAGGUCAUUUUGUAACUUGCACCAAGGAAUAUAAUUUCUGAAUAGUUUGCAAGUCUAUUCUGAUGAGACACUUCUGAAGUAGAUGUGUACUGAUUGUCACCUCACAUAUUUUUCUGUAUGUACCAGUAAAACCACUCUUGUAGGUUAGUGUCGGGACAGAUACAAUUAGAUAUGAUGGAAAAAAUAUACUAGGUUAAAACAGUGCUCACUGAUGAUCUAUGAAAGUUGCCGAAUGUUCAGACGAAUCGUCCAUCAUCAGGGCAGUGCAGCAUUGAGAAGUGUUUUAACUUUAUACAUUUCCCCACUAUAAUUCAGUGCUUUGCAGCAAUUUGUAUUUCACACUUAGAUAUUUAUACAUUUCUGUGUGGUUAUUUAUUUCAAAGGUCCAAACUUCUUUGUAGUGACAUUUGAUAUUAAAUUUUCAUAUUUCCUCUGUCAUGAAUCUCAAAUUGUCCUUUGAUGAGCAGCAAUGUAUGAACCUUUUAGUCCAUGUACUGCCCAAAAGCACCCUGCCUCUUGCUCCUUAUACCGCCCCAAACUGCCCAAGCACUCCAUGGUUUUAUGGUUCAUCAAGGAGUAAACACAGUGUAGAACAAUGUUAAACAAAUGCUAAUGGUUAAAGUGCUGCAGAGGGUUUUUUUUUUUGGUCAUGUACUGAAUACUUUUCUCGAUGCCCCAGCUGGUGUUUAUCAGACCAGAGUUCUGCUUUUUUGUCAUGUACAUAUUAACUAUGUGUCAGGUGUGCCUCAUGAAUAUUUAUUAAAAGUUUUAUGGACAUUUAAAGGAU
Messenger RNA from Patiria miniata (bat star), 6585 nucleotides. RefSeq names its product neuronal calcium sensor 1-like. The record is from RefSeq and is a predicted model, not a curated record. Lineage: Eukaryota; Metazoa; Echinodermata; Asteroidea; Valvatida; Asterinidae. Gene Ontology annotation, molecular function: calcium ion binding; calcium sensitive guanylate cyclase activator activity. Bases 444 to 1016 code for a protein of 190 amino acids. The transcript has 7 exons.